AUGAUAAAAUCAGAAUCAAUCGAUUUUCAUAGCUAUUUACCUCCUUAUAGGUCGUUGUUGAACCCUAACGCCAGAUAUGAUUAUCAAACUCAUUCUUUAAUCCCCUUAAGUCAAAAUGAAAUUAAUAACUUAAAUGCUACCUUAAGAAAAAGAACCACCAAUAAAGAUAAUUCAUCUAAAUUAAUCACUUCAGGUCCAUCCACCACCACUAACACUACCAACAACAACAAUGGAGGUAAUAAUAGCUUUAAAAUGAAAUAUAAGUCCCUUUUAAGUGAUGUAAGUCGUUCAUUAUCUAUGAGACUUUCAAAUCCAAAUUUAAUGGCAAAUGUAUCAACUACAUUAUCUGCUGCAGCAGCUGCCGCAGCAGCAGUUCAUGCUGCUACUUCUUCAUCAAAUGCAUCUAUAUCAGGAAGUUUGGCCUUAACUACUACCACUAACAAUAAUAAUAUCAUCAUUCAACCUCCACCACCACCACCUCCUCCAUUACAAUUUAAAAAUUUACCAGUUGAAAUCAUAGAUUUAAUAUUCUUCUUUAUUGAUUCAAAAUCAGAUUAUAAAGCUUGUCUAUAUACCGAUAAAUUAUUCUAUUAUUUUGCUAAACCUUAUUACUACCAAGAUUUACAAUUCACUUCCACUUAUAGAUUUGCUCAAUUUAUAUCUUAUUUAAGAUUAAAUCUGGAAAUUGGUCAAUAUAUUAAAACCAUUGAUUUAUCUAAUAUAAAACCUGGUUAUGAUGAAGAUGCUGAAGAAAAUAAUAAUGUUAAUAAUCAAAAUCAUAAUAUUGAAAUUGAUUUUCAAGAAGUAAAUCAUUCAAAUGAAGAUCUUCAUAAUACAAAUUCAAGAGAUCAAGAUGAAUUUAUAAAUGAUAAAAUUUUAGCAGGUUGGAGAGAUUGGAAAUUUAAAAAUAAUCCAUUAUAUUCAAUUCAUCCUGUUGGAACUUCAAUGAGUUUAACUAAAAUUUCAUCAAAUUCUCAAAUUUCAGUAGUUUCAACUACAUCAUCUCAUAAAUCUUUUAAUUCAUCAUCUCCAAAUAAAAGAUUUAAACCAUUUAAAUAUUUUAAAUCAAAGAAAAGAUCAAAAAAAUCAAAUCCUCCUAAAUUAGAAUAUUUAAAUUUAGCUGCCAAUCAUCAUUUCCGUCAUCAUAAUGAUCAUAGUGAUUUAUUAACUUAUGCUAAUUCUCAUUCUCAUUCAUCAUCAGUUCGUUUUCAAUCAUCUGCUUUAACUCGAAAUUCAUCUCCUCAUCCUUUAAUCAAUAAAUUCUUAUUAAAUUAUUCAACUUCAAAAGAUAUUCCAGUAGGUUAUGUUUUACAUUUAAUUAAUUUAUGUCCAAAUGUGGUAUCAUUAAAUUUAGCUAAUAUAUCAUUAUCAAUCGAUUAUGAAAUUAGUAGAGCAAUGGUAUAUAAAUUUCAAACUUUUGAUUUAAUGAAUAAUUAUCCUAAAGAUAUCGUUCAUAAAAUUGAUGAAAUUAUGAAUUUAAAUGAUUAUUUUAGCGAAUAUGGAGAUAAUUUAUCAACUUUAGAUGGUGGUUGUAGUACGAGUUUAUUAUUAAAUGAUGGUAAUGUUAAUUUACCUACCAAUUCUAAACAGCAAUUUCAACCAUCUUCUUCCUUUCAAUCACUGUCACAAUCUCAAACUCCUUCUUAUCAACAACAACAACAACAACAACAAUCGACUUCUUCUUCAUCACAACCUCCUCCUCCAUUUUUCCAAUCAAAUUUAUUCAAAUCUACUCAAUCCAAUUCUUCCGCUGCAUCUUCAGUUUAUUCCAUAACUACUUUUUCAAAACCAAUUCGUAAAUAUAAUAGUCUUUUACCUCCUUUACCUCAAACGGUUAAUGAUAUAAGUUAUCUUAAUAAAGGAGAUGGUAAAGUUUAUUUAAGUGAUUUAAAUUUAAAAUCGAUUAAUAAUUCUUAUCUAACUAAAUUAAAUGAAACUGAAUUAUUAACGGCUAUAAUUAAAAUGCAUGGUUCAAAAUCUCCCUUAAUUGCUAAGAAUAGUCAACGAGAUUUUAAUUAUUAUAAUAAUUAUUAUACUAAUAUGAUUUUAAAUGAUUCAAAAUUCACCAUUACCAAUUUAAAAUAUAUUAAUUUAUCAUCAAUGAUUUGGUUAAAUAAAGCAUCUAUUCAAAAGUUUUUAAAGAAUUUAAUUAUUAAUAAAGAUAGACAUACUCAUUCUUCAAUGAUUUUUACUGAUUAUGAAUCUUAUGAUGAAUUAGAAGAAGAAUACGUUGAAGAUGAAACUAGUGAAGAAAAUUCGUUAUAUAAAAUGAAUGAAUCAUUCAAUGCAUCCGAUUAUAAACAAGAUUUAAUCAUUGAUUUAACUGAUUCAGGAAUGUAUAAGAAUUUACAAUGGGCUAAAAUUAUUGAUUUAAAUACCAAAGAUGGAUGUAAAUUGGUUCAUAAAAUCAUUAAUGAUGAAUUAUUCGAUCCAUUCCAAGAUUAUAUGAGAAGAGAAAGAAUCAGAAGAGGAAGAAUUGGUGAAAAUUAUUUGGCUUUAUAG
This is a messenger RNA of Scheffersomyces coipomensis, 2502 nucleotides long. RefSeq lists its product as uncharacterized. The record is from RefSeq and is a predicted model, not a curated record. NCBI's taxonomy places the organism in Eukaryota, Fungi, Ascomycota, Pichiomycetes, Serinales, Debaryomycetaceae. The transcript has a single exon. The coding region runs from base 1 to 2502 and encodes 833 amino acids.